Messenger RNA from Oncorhynchus keta (chum salmon), 4467 nucleotides. RefSeq lists its product as uncharacterized. Lineage: Eukaryota; Metazoa; Chordata; Actinopteri; Salmoniformes; Salmonidae. The transcript is spliced from 2 exons. The coding region runs from base 1705 to 4467 and encodes 920 amino acids. The record is from RefSeq and is a predicted model, not a curated record.
AUCAGAGAGGGAAAUACUGGGAUAAAUGAGGGACUAUCAUGACAAAGGAUAUUUAGCUGACAGAAGAUCUGACUGGGAAUAUCGUUAGGUUAAUUUAGAACAAAGUCUGGAAACUGAACGGAAAAGCAAACAGAAGAAAGAGGAGCUCAACAUAUAAGCUCUUGUAAGGCCAUACAUUUCCCGCCUUUGAGUAUCUCCCGCGGGUAAAUUGAACCAAUAAGAUAACAGAAAGAUAGAAACGCCCAAUUUGGGCGCAGCGGCUGGGUCUCUCCCUCCUAAUUGCGCCCAUCUUUAAAAGAUACAGGGUUCUCGGUCGAGGAAAAGAUCCCUCUGAAGAAGCAGAAAGUUCUGCGAAACGUCAGGGCUUUGCAAACAGGACUUCACAGUGGAUUUUAACAUUGCUUGGCUUUUAAUCACCUUUUUGAUUUUAACCAAUAUAAUUAAAAGUUACGUUUUAGAAUUAAGAUGUGGAGGGGUAAGGGGGAGCUCAUUGUCUAAAGGUGCACAGACACUUGGGGAAACAAUUGGGAUUUUAAACCUGUGGGACCAGAUUUUUUAACAGGAUUGGACCCAGAAAGAACAACUGAUUACUGCCCCAGCCUUUGAAUUCGGGAACCCUAAGAAACAAUCGGUACACCUCAUCUCCAUCUCUAUAUGGCAAUAACCCGGUCUGCAAAGAACACGGCGAAAGAUCAACGGAUCACAGCACCAGCCCUGGAGUUCGGGAACAUCAAGAAACAACCAUAACCUCAUCUCUACCUUCAUACUUCAAUAAACCCGGCAGACAAAAUAACAAGGCGGAGGCGCCAGGCAAGGGGUACAGACAAGGACAGGGCAAUUCAAGGGGCACAUGACGAGGACUAAAGGGCAAGACAAUGGGCAACACCCCAAAGCUCCCAAAUCCGAACCCCCACAAAAAACGAAUAUAGCUGUGCCUCUACCGGUCCAGGGUCCCUGUACAACUGGCGCCUCAAAAUACCCACCAUCACACCCACCACAGCCCCACCUUCAACCCCAACCCCAACCACAGCCUAUACCCACACACCCUUCCCAAAAACCCUUCUAUCACAAGGCUAGGCCGAACUACAAGGUAGCAGAUUGGAACAUUGAGGGACAUACACCAACACUCAUCAUAGGAGACUCAAAUCUCAACCGGGUCCCACCAUUCAAUAACCCCAACAUCCAGGUAGACAGUUACCCAGGGGCAACAUUUUAUCACUUCAUAAAAGUACUGGAAAAAACCCCCAUACACACAGACACAGCGACGGUUGUCAUCUCGGUGGGCCUGAACAAUAAAGACCAUGACCCAUUCCAAACAUCACUAAAACAGUUGUCAGUUAUGCACAAGGAGGCAAAGAAAACAUUUCCAAACGCAACAAUAUACAUUCCUGUCAUCAGCCAUUCACCUCUUCUUACUCCACAGCAGAAGAGAAACCUUAAGCUCAUCAACGCUUACAUCACCACUAACUUCCCAACCCUAUUAGAGAUCCCACAAGACACAUUUCACACAACAACAGAUCUCAUACACUGGACAUCCACCACAGCAGACCUCAUCUUUCAACACUGGUGUAGACAGUUAAAUUUACAUUAACCACAAGCCACAGUCUGGAUAGAAAUAACUUUUCUUGCAAUCUCUCUCCUUCCCCAAUAACCAGUGCAGAUCCCCCACCAAGGGGAGCAGCGGACCGGUCAACAACUAAUAUCAUGAAUCUUUCCAAAUCUUUCAUACCCACAGCAGCACAGGUAAAGCUCCUGGAGAGAGGGUUGACAUUCAUCCCUCGCCCAAACAAAUUUGAUUGGGAGGAACUUCAAAGGGACACCCACAAAUACCAUAGAAGACUUAAACUGUUGGACUAUUUUGACUACAACACAGAGGACAAUCACCUACCAUUUACUUUACCAUCUACCUGGGAACCUAAAACCUCCCAGAUAGAUGGCAGAAUCAGGAGACUAAUUAGAAUGGACAAAAACACACUUCACAAUCAUCAGACUCACACAGAUAGGGAGGAUAACCUCACACACGUAGAAAGACAGGCAAUACAACAACUUAAAAACAACCCACACAUCAUCAUUAAACCAGCAGAUAAAGGUUCAAAAAUAGUAAUAUUGGAUAAACAUCAAUACAUGUAUGAAGCCAACAGACAGUUAUCAAACACCAAACAUUAUAAACAUAUAGAAAACAGUAUACAACCACAGACACAGACACAGCUAAGGACAAUAAUAAAAAGACUCUACGACCAACACUACAUCACAGCAAAACAACGGGACUUUCUCUACGGUACAGACACCCCACGACCUAGACUAUUCUAUUUACUGUUAAAAGUACACAAGGAACCGGAGACAUGGACAAUUCCCUUUGAAGUUCCUCCUGGCAGACCGAUUGUCUCAGACUGCAAUAGUGAAUCUUACAACAUUUCACAAUAUAUAGAUCAUCACAUCAACCCUCUCUCCACUAGGCACCCCAGCUUCCUCAGGGACACCUACCACUUCAUGGAGAGGAUUGGACCCAUAGUUGUUCCCUCCCAUACACACAUAUUCACAAUAGAUAUUGAUAGCCUAUACACCAACAUAAAUACAGCAACAGGAAUACAAGCAAUUAGAAACAUCUUUAAGAGAUACCCAGACAACACUAGACCGGACAAAGAAAUAUUACAACUAUUAGAAAUCAGCCUGACUAGUAAUGACUUUUUAUUCAAUGACCAAUAUUACCUGCAGGUGGAGGGAACAGCUAUGGGCAAGAAAUUUGCACCUGCUUACGCCAACAUAUACAUGGCUGAAUGGGAGAGAGAGGCACUGGCCAAGUGUCCAUAUCAACCCACUUUCUAUUACCGCUUUUUAGAUGACAUAAUAGGAGCCUGGCCCCACGACAUCCAGUUAUUCACAAAUUUUAUAAACAUUCUCAACGGUCAUCAUCCAUCCAUCAAGGUUAAAUACACAAUUCAUCCGCAAGAAGUCAACUUCUUAGACACAACAGUUUUUUUCAGUAACAACAAUCAAUCACAGAAAACACUACACACUAGAGUCUACUUCAAACCAACAGACACACAUGCUUUACUUCAUAAACACAGUUACCACCCCAAACAUACAUUUAAGGGAAUAAUAAAAUCACAAAUUAUACGGUUCUACAGGAUAUCAUCUUGCAAGCAAGACCUGGAUUAUGCAAUAAAUAUACUAUUCAACGCACUUAGAAGAAGAGGAUAUUCAAAACGAUUUUUAAGAACUAUUAAAAACAACACAUUGGCCGCCCUCCCUCCCAUUCAUCCAACACCCACAGACCACAGCAAAUCAUCCACCUCUCUUAACCCUAACCUCAACCCUACUCCUAACCUUAACCCCUCCCCAAACCUCACACCUAACCUUAACCCUCCCCUUAACCCCACGCCCAACCUUAACCUUUCCCUCAACCUCACACCUAACCCUAACCUCUCCCCAAACCCCACGCCUAACCCUAACCUCUCCCCAAACCCCACGCCUAACCCUAACCUCUCCCCAAACCCCACGCCUAACCCUUCCCUUAACCCCAUACCUAACCUUAACCUUUCCCCAAACCCCAACCCUAACCCUAACCCCACUCCUAACCUUAACCUUUCCCUUAACCCCACGCCUAACCUUAAUCUUCCCCGUAACCCCACACCUAACCUUAACCCCUCCCCAAACCCCACGCCUAAUCCUAACCUCUCCUCAAACCUCACGCCUAACCUUAACCUUUCCCUUAACCCCACGCCUAACCCUAAUGUGUACCAUUACCCUAACCAGGGUUCUCAUCCUAUCUCCCUCCCUCACCCUAACCCUGACUCCCCUAUGGAAAGUGAUCUGCACCAACCACUAAACCGGAACACUUCCUCUGUCUCCCCUCCUUUGUCAUCAAUACUCAAUCAACAGACAACUAUCAUCCCCCUAGUAACCACAUUUUCACAUAGAAUUAGACCCCUACAUCAAUCAUUCAAACACAACUUCUCUACAGUUCAGCACACUUACAUACCACUCAAACCAUACAGAAUUAUCUCAGCAUUUAGAAAGAACAAAAACUUAAAGGACAUGCUCACCAAAGCAAGAUUCAGUAGCAAGCCACCACAAGACCUCAAACCUCAUAACGUCCAUUUUCGACAGAUAAAGUUCAUUACAAAUAUACAUAGCCACACAUCAGCACCAGUACAAGAAUCUUAUUCAUUGAACACACAUAACACCAUUUAUAUCAUUACAUGCACACUUUGCAAUAAACAAUACAUUGGAGAAACCAAACACACCAUAGAAACCAGACUCAAACAACACCUGUAUAACAUUAAAAGGGCACACCUACAAACAGAACUCAUAACCCACUUCCAGGAGCAUCCCAUCACUCACCUUACCAUAUCAGGGUUACAGGCACAUAUAGGCUGGACCUGUGGGCAGCGAAAGAGGGUAGAACGGGAGUGGAUCCAGCACCUACAGACAAUAACGCCAAAUGGCCUGAACGAGAGGUUUUAG